Messenger RNA from Lagenorhynchus albirostris (white-beaked dolphin), 160 nucleotides. Its product is annotated as shieldin complex subunit 1-like. Gene Ontology annotation, cellular component: site of double-strand break. Bases 20 to 160 code for a protein of 46 amino acids. NCBI's taxonomy places the organism in Eukaryota, Metazoa, Chordata, Mammalia, Artiodactyla, Delphinidae. Gene Ontology annotation, biological process: positive regulation of isotype switching; negative regulation of double-strand break repair via homologous recombination; positive regulation of double-strand break repair via nonhomologous end joining. The record is from RefSeq and is a predicted model, not a curated record. The transcript has a single exon.
UGCUGUGGUGGGGCAGACUAUGGCAACUCAGGAAGCCACUCCAGGAAGCCAGUCAGAGGAGAGCAAUGCUUUGGACCUGCCAUCAGCUUAUGACGUAAGGGAUUACGUGUUGCAGAGACCCAGCCAGGAGGCCAACAGCGAGGCUUUUAGUUCUGAAUAA